AUGAAGCAGUGCAAGGUACCUGCAUUCCCCACCUAUACCAUUUAUUGCUUAUAUCUAAUUAAAGCAAAUGCAGCCCAACAAAGCCAUUGGAGGAAAGACUGAGAAGCAGAGAAAGGAGAGAAAGAUUGGAAAGAUGGACUUUUUAGAAGAGAGUGGCUUCUGUCCAUCUUCAGGCAUCUUCUAUAGCAAAUGGGACUCUCCAUGUCUGCCUUACCCUACAUCUCUCUCUCUCCCUUCAUAUCUCCUCUCACUCACCUCUCACAUGCUCUCCAAGCCAGCUUACGUGGACGCCCGGUCCGGUGGCAGACUCACGUACGGCGAUCUCCGCACGCUCACCACAUCCGUGGCGUCGGCCUUACACAUGUUGGGCAUCAAGAAAGGAGAUGUAGUUCUUUUGGUCUCUCCAAAUUUCCUACAUUUCCCAUUACUAGUGUUAGGAGUCAUGACCGUUGGAGCCAUUUUCAGUACGGCUAACCCUUUGAACACACGGUUAGAGUUACAAACUCAAGUCCAAGACUCUAACCCUGUGUUAAUCCUGACCACCCAAGAGCUCAAGCCCAAGUUAGAUGGGCUCAUUGAUGGGCCCACCAUUUUAUUAGAAGAGCUCUUAGCUGGCUUGAUGAGGGGCCCACCUUCCCGCACGUGUAAGUUCCCACACGUGGCAAUUGAGCAGGGUGACACCGCGGCGCUCAUGUACUCAUCUGGAACGACCGGUAAGAGCAAAGCGGUCGUGUGCUCGCACCGCAGCCUGAUUGCCAUGAGCUGUCUUCUGCGGCACGUGUGGAGCGCAGAGGGGGCCAGAGCAGCAUGUGAUGAGGUGUACAUGUGCGUCGUGCCGCUGUUCCACAUGUUCGGGUUGUCGGUGUUCGUGUGCGGAGUUCUGGCCGUUGGAUCGACGGCUGUGGUCCUUGGGAAGUACGCGGUGGAGGAAAUGCUUGUGGCUGUGGAGGAGUACGGUGUAACGAGGCUGCCAGCUGUGCCGCCGAUGGUCGUCCAGCUGGUGAGGAUGGCUGACGUGGCGAAGGCGUAUGACUUGGGCACUCUCAAGGAGGUGAUCUGUUCUGGGGCACCUUUGGGAAGGGAUCACAUGGAGCGUUUCAUCCAGUGUUUUCCGCAAAUUACACUCUCUCAGUGUUAUGGAUUAACAGAAACGAAUGGGCCCAUCACGCUUUGCGAUGGGAUUAACGGUAGAUUUCAUGUGUCCAUUGGGAGGCUAAUCCCAUCCCUUGAAGCCAAAAUCGUCGACGUGGACACCAAAGAGCCGCUUCCUCCUCGCAAGUACGGAGAACUCUACGUACGGGGCGCUCCCGUCAUGCAAGGAUACUACAAGGACGAAGAAGCCACAUCACUAGCUAUUGACAAAGAAGGCUGGCUACAUACGGGCGAUCUAUGCUUCAUUGACACGUCCGGACUUGUAUAUGUGGUGGAUAGAAUCAAGGAACUCAUCAAAUACAAAGCCUAUCAGGUAGCUCCUGCCGAACUAGAGGAAAUCCUGGUCAGCCAUCCUGAGAUUGCCGACGCUGCUGUGAUACCGUAUGCAAAUGUGGAGGCAGGGGAGAUUCCUAUGGCUUGUGUGGUGAGAGUGGCAGAAAGUAAGCUUCAAGAAGGAGAUAUCAUUAGUUUCAUGACCGACAAGGUGGCUCCUUAUAAGAAGGUCAGGAAAGUGGUGUUUGUAGACUCGAUCCCAAGAUCACCUUCUGGCAAGAUCCUCAGGAGGCUUCUUAGAGCCUCGACUUCCCGUCAACGGCUGGAGAUCUCCCCAAGGUUGUGACCAAAGCAUUGGUAUAUUGUCCUAGAUAGUCACCUAUUUGGAUUAUCAAUUACCACAAUAAUGUAAAGGAAAAAGUGCAUUGAUUACAAAUACCUCCAUCUAUCGACAACAUCUAGCUUCCCUUGUUUAGUCCAUCAGUGGUAAAAUCAUAAAGAUGGCAUUUUUUUAGAUCUAUGUAUUGAUAUCGUUGUUUGGAUUCUAGAUUUUCAUAAUAGUGCUAUGAAAAAAAGCAAUUUGAAUAUAAGAUUUCCAUGAUAAUACCAUAAAAAAGUGCAAUUAUUAUAAAUUCUUUUA
Molecule: messenger RNA, 2065 nt
Organism: Magnolia sinica
Lineage: Eukaryota; Viridiplantae; Streptophyta; Magnoliopsida; Magnoliales; Magnoliaceae
Product: putative 4-coumarate--CoA ligase-like 8
Exons: 6
Coding region: 68-1771 (567 amino acids)
Cellular component (GO): peroxisome
Molecular function (GO): CoA-ligase activity
Source: RefSeq, a predicted model, not a curated record